Molecule: messenger RNA, 2784 nt
Organism: Glarea lozoyensis ATCC 20868
Lineage: Eukaryota; Fungi; Ascomycota; Leotiomycetes; Helotiales; Helotiaceae
Product: P-loop containing nucleoside triphosphate hydrolase
Exons: 6
Coding region: 1-2784 (927 amino acids)
Molecular function (GO): ATP hydrolysis activity; ATP binding
Source: RefSeq, a predicted model, not a curated record
AUGACAGAUACCGUGGAUAGUAGCUCGCCUACUGAGGUUCAGGUCAAUCGGCCAGCAUCUGAAAUCGGUAGUAAAAUUAAAGAAUCGCUCACAUCCUUAACGACAGGACCUUCGCCGGCAAGUAGUGAUGAACCGUUGAGGACACCCAGCUCGGAUGAGAAGGUAGAUCCAGAUGGAGCGGUUAACGAUUCAAAGGAUCCAAAACCUUCAAGCGAACAGCCAGCAUCCGAUGUCAAGAAUCAUCCACACUUGUGGUGCAAGGUUAGCCGACGGAACCAUAUCGCUUUGAUGGACUGGAGUAUAUAUGUUUGCCCGGCCUGUGGCGAUAAAUUGAAGCGGCCAAAGGAACUCGAUUCUCCUAAUAAAAAACACUACGAACAGCCACCGUCACCUGAGGAUGGCUAUUACGGUAUUCGUCCUCUGUCUCCUCCGCCUUGGAUGCUUCCGCCACCACUUAUCUCGAACACAAAGAAGGAAAAUACAGAAAAGGAUCCUCAAUUCGAGUAUAAAAUCAGAUAUCUUGAUCAAUCUGGAGGGGUUCUGCGCACAGAUGUUUGGCCUGGCCCUUUCAAUCUCGAAGAGGCUCGUGGCAAAAGUGCUGAUUAUUCUGCAAACACCAUUCUCACUAUUAUCACCCUUUUACAGACAGAUGUGCCUGGAAUAAAUGACCAUCGAAGAGGGCCAAUAUCGCCAUAUAUGGGUCCUCAAGCGCAUAACUAUGGAGUCAACGAUGUUGAAGUGAAAGGGGACAUGAUCACCAUCCACUCUCGGCCGAUAAUCAAAGCAUUGCGACGUUUUAUUACUUACUGGCCAGAGACGAGUGUCAUGGGCAACUCAAUCACAGUUACCGAGCCAUACAGUAUCAUCAUUCAUCACCUAGACCAACUGGUAGCCUAUCAAGCCACAUAUAAGGAUAAUGAGCAGGGAAAUGAGGCUCCAACCGGGUGUCUUGUUGAGGAAGAAGUGUGUGACAAGACUACAUAUGAGCACAUUCAAGUUCUCCGAGAUUUUCUUGAUGGUAGUCACAAAAAGGAGAUAGCCGACGAGCGCCUGCGGCAUCUUCGCUCGCCAUCAGUCGUUACUUAUCCAAUGCUUUGGAUGGUGUUGAAGCCAGGUGUCACAGUUUAUACUGAAAUUAGCGGGAGAUUGGCCGCAUGUGUUGUCUCUCAUGUUCGUUUUACGCCAGCAAUUUUCAAAAACGCCGGCGCUUAUCACUUGCAAUUAUGGUACCUUGACUUUGAUGGAAGAUAUGUUGGAAGGCGCAAGCAUUUUACUACUGUCUUUCCGUUCGAUGGAGAAAGAGAAGUCACGUCGCUCAAUGUAUUCCCCGCAGCGAAUUUCGACGCCGAAGAUGGUGGAGAGCUGCGGAAAAUGCUCGAAGCGAGAGGUGAGAAGUGGUAUAAAUUACUUACUCCAAGACAAAUGCAUUACAAAGGAGACUCAUUUGGGGCAGAGUGCAGAUGGUAUGAGGGCAGAGUGAUGAUUGAUACAGCAUCAUAUUACCACAAUGAGCAAAACAGAGAUUACCUCGACUAUCCACCUCCACCCCCGCCACCUGGAUCGAGACCAAGUUUGAAAGAGCUCAAUUUCAAAGAAAAAUACGAAAAGCCAAAUGUUGGUAUGAUUGAGGACUCAGAAGACUUCGCACUUUGUAAUUGCGAUGACUGCCACGCCAAUCCGCAUAGACGACAGAACCCAAAGUUUAAGUAUGCAGAGUACGAUGAUUUAGAUCCGAAAAAGAUAGACAGCUUAGAUAUUGUUGAUGCCUCUGGAAAGAUUGAUAAGCAUCGAUAUUUGUUAUGCUCAAGAAAGUUGAUCGGGUUCGUUUUGAAGACUAGAAAAUGGGAGGCACUCGAUGUAGAGUGCUGCGAAAUUCCCAAGAUUAACAACAAAGCUAUCGACAACCUGGUCAUGCCAGAACAUCGAUUAACCAUGAUCAAAGCGCUUGUAAAUCGCUACACUAAUCCUGAUGAUACUUCUGGAAAAGGAAGUAGUCCUUGGACAGCGGACUUCAUUGCCAAUAAGGGCGAGGGACAGAUAUUCUUGCUUCAUGGCAGUCCGGGAGUUGGUAAAACUUAUACCGCAGAGUGUAUCGCGGAAGCUACUUCCAGACCAUUAUUAGCACUGACCUGUGGUGAUAUCGGCACGAAUGAAUUGCAAAUGGAAGAUCAACUGUCGAAAUGGUUCCGACUCGCUGAGAUUUGGGGGGCUGUCAUGUUAAUCGACGAAGCUGAUGUGUACCUUGAGAAGCGACAGCUCUCUGAUCUGCAGCGGAAUAGUUUGGUAUCAGUUUUUCUUCGAACCAUGGAAUACUACCGCGGGAUCCUUUUUCUCACGACCAAUCGUGUCGGUCAUUUCGACGAUGCAUUCGUGUCUCGAAUCCAUGUUGUCAUCCACUACCCCAAAUUCAGCGACCGAGACCGCAACGAUAUCUGGAAGCAGUUUUUCAAAAAGCUUGAGGACGAACGCAGUCGGGAUAUUUCCAUCUCUCGAGGCGCUCGGAAAUUUGUUCUCGAGGAUAAAGAAAUGCUGCAUAUCCAAUGGAAUGGUCGCGAGAUCAGGAAUGCUUUCCAAACCGCAGUUGCGCUUGCCGAAUAUAGAUUCUUGAAGCAGACGGAUAAAGAACCUGGAGACAAAGCUAGAUUAGAAGAAGAAGAUUUCCAUAACGUUUGUGAGAUGGCGGGAGCGUUUAGAAAAUAUCUCAAAGGUGUCGCGUUGGGCGCUGAUGAGGAUCAGAGAGCGAUUAACGAGAGGACUAGGAAUGAUGUUGGUGGAGAGUGGUAG